Messenger RNA from Cadophora gregata, 1185 nucleotides. It is a transcript of the gene THA1, whose product is annotated as putative low-specificity L-threonine aldolase 1. NCBI's taxonomy places the organism in Eukaryota, Fungi, Ascomycota, Leotiomycetes, Helotiales, Ploettnerulaceae. The record is from RefSeq and is a predicted model, not a curated record. Bases 1 to 1185 code for a protein of 394 amino acids. Gene Ontology annotation, molecular function: L-allo-threonine aldolase activity. Gene Ontology annotation, biological process: glycine biosynthetic process; L-threonine catabolic process. The transcript has a single exon. Gene Ontology annotation, cellular component: cytosol.
AUGGGGAGCAUCGAGAUUCCUGCAACCAGUUCUGGCUUGGAGCACAAGAGUAUCAAAGUGUCAUCGACAUGGUGUGGCCCUGGUCCAGCCGCAUUCGAUUUCCGGACAGACACGAUCACAACUCCAACAUUGUCUAUGCUACAGGCCAUUGCGCAAACUUCACUCGGCGACGAUGUCUACCAAGAAGAUGAUACAACCACAUCAUUUGAAGCAUAUAUCGCCGACCUUGCUGGAAAAGAAGAUGCACUUCUCGUUAUGUCUGGGACUAUGGGCAACCAGAUAGCUCUGAGAUCUCUGCUCACUCAGCCGCCUCACGCUAUCCUUUGCCACCAGCAAUCUCACAUCUACACUUCUGAAGCAGGAGGUUGCUCCGCGCUAUCUCAGGCACAUAUCCAGACUGUCACGCCAGCCAAUGGUCUCUAUCUUACUGUGGAAGAUGUCAAGAAAGCAGCAGUCAUCAGCAACAAUAUCCACGUCGCGCCAACUAGAGUCAUAUCCCUGGAAAAUACGCUUGCUGGUACAGUGACGCCUCUUGCUGAAGUGCAGCGCAUCUCGGAGUUUGCGAGAGCGAAUGGUAUCAAGAUGCAUUUGGAUGGAGCACGUAUCUGGGAAGCUGUUGCUUCAGGAGCUGGUACCCUGAAGGAAUACCUUGCGUGCUUCGAUACUGCUCAGAUGUGUUUCUCGAAGGGCUUAGCAGCGCCCAUGGGCAGUAUCAUUGUUGGUCCGAAAUCCGUGUUGCAGCAUUCUCGCUGGGUCAGAAAAAGUAUAGGUGGUGGAAUCCGACAAGCAGGUAUUAUUUCCUCGGCAGCGAGAGUUGCAGUUGAAGAGACUUUCAUUGCUGGAGGUGGACAGCGGCUGCGCGACAAUCAUCGAAAAGCCAAGAACAUUGAGAAGGCUUGGUUAGAAAGAGACGGCAAGGUUUUGAGACCGGCUGAGACGAAUAUGGUUAUUCUGGAUUUAGCUGGAAGUGGAGUUGAGGUCUCGGAAUGGAUUCGAGUUGGCGAAGAAGAAGGUAUCAAAUUGAUGGGUGGAAGAGUCGUGGUUCAUUUCCAGAUUGUGGAUGAGGCGUUUGUGAAAUUGGAGAAAGUGAUGACCAGAGUACUGGCGGAGUCGAAAACAGGCGUAGUCGCCGACGAACCGUCGAUGUAUAGAAUGAGUGACAAGCGAAAGAGCUCUGGGUUGUGA